Messenger RNA from Agrilus planipennis (emerald ash borer), 1973 nucleotides. RefSeq names its product probable cytochrome P450 6a13. The coding region runs from base 332 to 1921 and encodes 529 amino acids. NCBI's taxonomy places the organism in Eukaryota, Metazoa, Arthropoda, Insecta, Coleoptera, Buprestidae. The transcript is spliced from 2 exons. Gene Ontology annotation, molecular function: monooxygenase activity; oxidoreductase activity, acting on paired donors, with incorporation or reduction of molecular oxygen; heme binding. The record is from RefSeq and is a predicted model, not a curated record.
CUUUGCCUCAAUAAUAAGUAUUUCUUGUAAUUUUUACAUUUAUAAAUAAAUAUGUCAUUAAUUAAUAUCCCAGCAAGAUAAUUUUGCGAAAACUCGAACUUGUUUACCGCGUCGUCUGACUAAAAAUAGUUACGCGGAAAGCAUCCGACAAAAAUAAUAAUACGCAUUAUGCAAUUAAGUGAUUCAAUAAAAUGAAGGUUAAAAAGUUGCUCCUACACGAAUGCACGGUCAGUACAUACGUGAUAUUUGAUUCUCUAGCAGUGAAACAAUAUUAAAGUGAACUUUUUUGUAUUAAUAGCAACAUAAAUAAAAAUAUAAGAAAAGUCUCACCAUGAUAUUUGAAAUACUAAUAUCGUUAGUAUUAGUUUUAUCAACAAUAAUUAUCCUAUACCUGAAAUGGACUUUUCGUUAUUGGAAAAGCAGGAACGUGUACGUUCCUGACCCAAGUCUUCCAUUUGGAAAUGUAAAGCGCGUAUUAUUUGGAAAGGAAAAUUUUGGUUUAUUAGUUGCAAAUAUUUACAACACCGCUAAAGCAAAGGAGCUACCCUACGGUGGUCUCUAUUUUGUUUUUAAACCCGUUUUUGUACCGGUUGACAACAAAUUGUUAAAACAUAUUCUCAUAACGGAUUUUCAACACUUUACCGAUCGUUUACCCUUCGUAGAAAAUGAAUACGACCCUCUCAAUGCUACUUUAUUUUCGUUAACGGGAGCCAAGUGGAAAGCGCUCAGAACCAAACUUACCCCACUUUUCACUACUGGAAAAUUGAAGAUGAUAUUUCAAACUUUGGUGGAUUGUACUAACAAUCUUCCUCAUGUUUUGGACGACAGUAUCAAACAAAAACAACCGUUGGAUAUGAAAGAAAUUUCAGCGAGGUAUACAACAGAUGUCUUAGGAUCCGUCGCUUUCGGGAUAGACUGUAACUGUCUCAAAAACCCGAACACUGAGUUCAGAAUUUACGGAAAAAAGGUGUUUGAGACAGGAAUUAGAGAAGUCGUGGUUCCAUUAGUAAGCGUCGUCAGUCCCACGCUUAUGAAAUUAUUAAGACUACAAAUAACAAAGGUCGACGUCGAAAAGUUCUUCAUGAAAAUCGUGAGAGAAACGAUUGAUUACAGAGAUAACAGUAAUUGUUCAAGAAACGAUUUCAUGCAAUUGUUAAUGGAUUUGAGAAAUCAGGAACUCAAAGUGAACUCGUCAAUAAUUGAAAAUGAGCAGAAUGUUUUCUAUCAAAAUGGACUGUCGUUGGAAGAAAUUGCGGCGCAGGCAUAUGUUUUCUUCGCAGCAGGGUUCGAAAGUUCCUCCUCAACUUUAAACUUUUUAAUGUACGAGAUUGUUCAAAAUUUAGACAUACAACAAAAGCUGAGGGAAGAAGUCCAGAGAGUUUUAAAAACCCAUGGAAAUAAAAUAACAUAUGACGCCAUUCAGGAAAUGACCUACAUGGACAAAUGUGUUAACGAAACAAUGCGAAAGUAUCCUCUUCCGAUGAUCCCAAGGUUGUGUACAAAAGACUACAAAGUGCCAAACUCUAAUUUGAUUAUUGAAAAAGGAACACCAGUUUCGAUUCCUGUUUAUGGAAUUCAUCACGAUCCUGAAUACUAUCCAGACCCAGAUAAAUUCGAUCCCGAAAGGUUUUCCGAAGAAAAUAAAAAUAAACGGCCCCCCCUAACAUUUUUGCCCUUUGGAGAAGGUCCCAGGAUAUGUAUUGGUACAACAAGUAAAUCAAACAUUAUAUGCGCAAAUACGAUAAUAUUUAUUUCAGGUUUACGUUUGGGCAUUUUACAAACGAAAGUGGGACUGGCUUGUCUUUUAAGGAACUACAAAUUUACUCUAAAUCCUAAGACUGUUGUGCCAUUGGAAUUCCUUGGAGGACAAUUUAUUUUAGCUUUAAAAGAAAGUGUGUGGAUAGAUGCUCACAAAGUUUAAAUAUCCAGUGGUGUAGUUUUAAGACUACAAAUACAAAAAUAAGUUCUCUAGU